AUGUUUACUAGUUUCGCGCACAUCAUAAAUCGAAGGCGUAAUCCUUAUAUCAAUUAUCAGUUUCGAGCGAGUUCGGAUCACGGGAGUGUAUAAAGGAUGAACUUUUGAGAUUCUGAUGUAUUCGAAGUAGAUUAUUUACAUAAAGAGAAAAAGGUAACCCGCCUACAGAAAGUCUGCCGGUCCCAAGCCGGACAAAGGGGGAGGGCUGUUGCAAUUUAUCAUAUUAAACCAAGGAGAACACCGUAACCCUGCAAGACAAUGAUUGCUGGUCCCUAGCCCAGAAAAAGGGGAAGUAUAACCAAGCUGACCAACUGCAGUUCGUUUAUCUUGCAAAAGAUGGGUCUGCAGUGCAAGAUGGAAGAAUAUACAUUACGACGUUUUAUUGCGAAUGGAUUUAUUACAUCGGCAGUUGUACAGUUAUUCCUUUUCCUCGUCUUGACUGUAUCAUGGAGAAUCAUUAUGGAACCGCCACCAUUGGAGAGCAGCACGCUCUGUGUUACAUGCAAUGACAUCAAACAAACGUACCCUUACAAUCACACACAACACUUCAUUGAUGCAUGGAGACAAACAUAUAACGAUUCGGUGUGCUGUGGCCCAAUUCGCACAGUGAUGGAGCUCCGCAUGCACAACGAGAUGACAAAGCAAGUCUUCGAAAACAAACAAUCAAAUCCUAGUCUUAUCGUUGGAGAAUUGUUUAUCACCGACUGUGAGUGGAAGGGGAUCAAAGCGCCUAAGGCUAAAUUGGUAGGAGUGGUAAAUAGCAUUCAAAGUGACUCAGUCCAAGAUCAUUCAAAACUUCGGUGGAACAAAAACGGUCUCACAUUCACAGCAGACAAAUUAAUUCACCUCGAGCUUGAGGGAGAAAUAUUCAUUAGGACACCAGGCUACUACAUAGUAUCUUCAACGCUGAAUGUAAAUGCCACCGGAACGGACAAUACAACGACAAUAUUUAGUCACAGCCUUAAUCUGCUCUCCAACAACUUUGGAACAACUAGUGUUCUAAUGCAACGCCAAAAGUCUAUCAAAGAAUCCGACCAUGUUAUUUUUACAAGUUUUAUAUCCGCGGUUUUCAAGCUUCAUAUCUACGAUAGGAUAUCUGUAUAUGUCAGCAACCCAAUUUUUUUAGCUCAUAACAAUUCUAACGACCAUUUCACUGCAUAUUACACGUACGACUUGUCUUAAAUUCGAGUUCCUGCUGAAAUAGAAAUCCGUUCAACUUGUCCAUAAAAAAAAUUUGUAUCGGAAAGCACGGAUUACAUUUUGUCUGUCUUUAAAAAUUCAAAAGUUUGAUUUACCAUUUUGUUUGAAAAUGAAUAGUCCAUUCAAUAAUAUUGUUAAACCUUCACUGUAUCAACAAUACUUAUCUAAGAGUGUUUCAUUGUAAUUGACACUGAUGCAGUCAUUUAUCAUUAUUGUGCACUCUGCGUCAUAUUACUUACACAGCUUUAAUGUGGUUGUUUGUAUUGAUUUUGACUCUGACCGAUUAAUUUUAUAAUAAGAAAAACAAGCGCUUAUGUAGGCUGUGUAAUGUAAUUUUGUAAUGUUUUAUUGCAAAAAAGCAACAUAAGCAUUUAAUGUGUUGUAACGUUUGAAUCACGGAUCAUAUCAACCUGAUGUGUAAUGUCUGUCUAUCAACACUCCAACGUUUGAUUUACAGUUGUGGUUGACAAUGACUCAUACAUUCAAGAGUAUUUUUCAAUCUUCGCUUUAUCAACAAGUUAUAUCCAAUAGUUUUUCAUUGUAUUUGGAACUGAUGUAUUCAUUUAUCAUUAUUGUGUAUUCUUCGCUAUAUUAUUUAGACAGCUCCAAUGUUGUUGUUUGUAUUGUGUUUGACACUGACCGAUUAAUUUUAUAAUAAGAAAAACAAGUGAUUUUGUAUACACAAAUGUAAAAAUAUGUAAUUGUGUGAUGCAUGGUAUGUGCUGUAGUUUUUGAAUCACGGAUCAUAUCAACCUGUUGUGUAAUACAAUGAUACUGAAUACAAG
This is a messenger RNA of Mya arenaria, 1985 nucleotides long. RefSeq lists its product as uncharacterized. NCBI's taxonomy places the organism in Eukaryota, Metazoa, Mollusca, Bivalvia, Myida, Myidae. Gene Ontology annotation, cellular component: membrane. Gene Ontology annotation, biological process: immune response. The record is from RefSeq and is a predicted model, not a curated record. The transcript is spliced from 7 exons. Gene Ontology annotation, molecular function: tumor necrosis factor receptor binding. Bases 337 to 1182 code for a protein of 281 amino acids.